Molecule: messenger RNA, 7671 nt
Organism: Phalacrocorax carbo (great cormorant)
Lineage: Eukaryota; Metazoa; Chordata; Aves; Suliformes; Phalacrocoracidae
Source: RefSeq, a predicted model, not a curated record
GGGGCGGAGCGGGGCGGGGCCGGCCCGGCGCUAAGAUGGCGGUGAAGGGCUCACACUCACAUGUGAAGCUGGAGGGGGAGAUUGAGCGGUGCCGGGCGGAGGGACACUGGGGGCAGCUCCGGCACCUGGCGCAGCAGCUGCUGCCGCUGGCACGGCCCCCGCGCAAAGCGGCGGCGGGGGGCGCGCAGGACGCGGAUGACUACAGGAAUAUGCUGCUUGCAGAGGCUCUGCUGGAAGAAUGUUUGAAGGAAAACUUUGCCAAACUGAAGGACUCCAUUCCACUGACAGAGAAGAAUGAGCCCAAACUGAGUGAAGCUAAACAACGUCUGACCACUAUCUUAAGCAGAGGAAAACUACGACCUAAGUAUAUGACAGAAGCUAUGCUGAUUCUAGGAAAGCUUCAUUAUGUGGAGGGAUCCUACAGAGAUGCCAUCAGCAUGUAUGCAAGAGCAGGAAUUGAUGACCUAUCAACAAAAGAUGAACCUCUGUACAUGCUGCGUUUGGUAACUGAAGCCUUCGUGAUUAAAGGUCUGUCACUGGAGCGCUCAACCAACUCAAUUGCCUCACGUGCUCGACUGUGCGAAAGGGAGGAGGAAGUCAUGGCUUGUUUUGAGACAGCGUGUGUCAUUGCCCAGGUGUACUUGCAGGAGCUUGAAAAGACCUUAAACAACACACAUUCAAGAAGUAUCAAGGGCAGCAACAUGACUUACUCUGAGUUUGAACUUUCCUACUUCCUGGAAGCAGCUCUACAGAGUGCCUAUGUGACUCAUUUAAAGAAGGGAAAUAUUGUGAAAGGAAUGAGGAGUCUGCGAGAAAUACUACGGACUGUGGAAACAAAAGCUACUCAGACCUUCAAAAUGACUGCCGCCAAACAGCUAGCCCAAGUACUUCUCCAUUCCCUCAGUGAAGACUGUUACUGGAGCCCUUUAUCUGAUCCGCUUCCUGAGUUCAUGAACAAGGAAGAUCAGUCUUACAUUAGCAAUCUUCUUUGUCGGAGGCCUGAGCUGUACACAGAAGAGAAUGCGUACUGCCCUCAAGACAACGUAGAAGAGGCUCUUCUUCUUCUCUUAAUCAGUGAAUCCAUGGCAAACCGGGACGCAGUGAUCAGCCGAGCCCCAGACCAGCAGGAUGACCGAGCUGUCAGCCUCCGGGAUGCGUCUGCAGUCUACGACCUUCUCAGUAUCACACUGGGCAGAAGAGGGCAGUAUGUCAUGCUUUCUGAGUGCUUGGAGAGAGCUAUGAAGUUUGCAUUUGAUGAAUUUCACCUCUGGUACCAGCUUGCCCUGUCCAUGGUGUCUUGUGGAAAGUCAGCAUAUGCGGUGUCAGUGCUCAAAGAGUGUGCUAAACUGCGACCUACAGAUCCCACCGUUCCUCUUCUGGCUGCCAAGGUCUGCAUUGGGUCGCUGCACUGGUUGGAAGAAGGAGAAAUCUUUGCUAAAAUGGUGAUAGACCUUGGCGAGGAUGCUGGAGAGUCCCUAGCAAAGGGUUACCUGGCACUGGGCCUGACAUAUAGUCUUCAAGCUACCGAUGCUACUCUGAAGGGCACUCAGGAUGAAUUAAACAAGAAAGCACUUCAGACUUUGGAGAGAGCACGUGACUUGGCCCCGGAAGAUCACCAAAUCAUUCUCUACCUAUCACUGCAGCUGGCUCUUGUCAGACAGAUUUCUGAUGCUAUAGAACAUCUUCAAGAAGCACUGCAACUGUGCAAAGAUGACAUGAAUUCACUUCAUCUACUGGCCCUCCUCUUUUCAGCUCAGAAGCACUAUCAGCAUGCACUGGAUGUUAUCAACAUGGCUGUUGUUGAAUACCCGGAAAGCUUUAGCUUACUCUUCACCAAAGUAAAACUGGAAUGGAUACAUAAAGGACCUGAAGAGGCUCUGGUGACGUGCAGACAUAUGUUGCAGAUGUGGCAGAUGGUAUAUAAUGUUUUACAGCACAGUGGCUCUGAGAAAGGAAGUAGUGUGACCGAAACACCAGUGAUUAAAAAGCAUAACGGGCUGCAUCUCACGCUACCGGAUGCUCAUGAUACUGAUUCUGGAUCACAGCGAGCCUCUUCCCUUGCUGCAUCAAGACUGGAGCAGGCCAUGUCUGAAAUAACUAUGCAGAGUAGCGCAAUGAAGCAAGGACCUAUGCAGCUGUGGACAGCUCUUGAACAAAUUUGGCUACAAGCCGCUGAACUCUUCAUGGAACAACAGCAUCUCAAAGAAGCAGGCUUUUGUAUCCAGGAGGCAGCUAGUCUUUUCCCCACAUCUCAUGCUGUACUGUACAUGCGUGGGAGGCUUGCAGAGAUGAAAGGCAAUUUGGAGGAGGCUAGGCAAUUGUAUGAUGAAGCGCUCACAGUGAAUCCAGCUGGAGUGGAAAUUAUGCACAGCCUGGGCCUGGUGCUGAGCAAACUUGGGCGGAGGGACCUGGCCCAGAAAGUCCUCAGAGAUGCCAUCCGGAUCCAGACCACCAGUCACAGGGCCUGGAAGAGCCUUGGAGAGGUCUUGCAAGCUCAGGGGAAAAACGAAGCAGCCAUCGAAUGCUUCCUCACCGCUCUGGACCUCGAAUCCAGCAGUCCUGUCAUCCCGUUCACUGUCAUACCAAGGGAGCUCUGAAGUUUUGCCCUGCAGCUAAGCACCUUCAUUCCAUGGACAGACACCAAAACCAAACAAAUAAACAAAGAAAAAGCCCAACAGAAAAGUGCCAUUGUACCUUGGAACUGGGCAAAAUAAUUCCAGGAUGGGGCUUGGGUCACACAGUUAGCUGAGACAAGGCUAACUGUAGAAGAUUUUGCAACAGGCAGAAAUAGAGAAUGCCUUUUUCUUCUCAUGUGCCUGGCUUCCCUCCUGUUCAAGGCUUAUUUCAAAGUGUUGGUUCAAGGUGACUGUCUGUAGAAUAGAUCAUGCUAGGGUAUGGCUGUUCUAAGCACUUGCAUCUUUCAGUUUUCAUUAAGGAUAAAAACCCCAAGCCUUGAAUUAAAGCCCGGGACUGCUCUAGGCAGGAGUAAAUGCACCAGCUAACUUGACCAAGUUCUGCUUAAGCAUGUGGCUGCCUCCACACAGAUCUGACGGGAUAGAAAUGACAAUUAAACCAUAUAGACAUGCAGUAUAUGCCAUUUACAAAACUAUUUCAGCUAUUUUCAUAAUCCUUUUUCCUGCCUUGCUCUUAUAUACUGCAUAUGCUCACUAUAUUUAGUGUGGCAUUGUUUGCUUAGACCAAUUUAAAUUAAAAAAACUUCUUUUUUAAAAGCUGCUAUUGCAGUAUGGGUCACAAAAGCAAAAAGACCAAAGACCAAACCAGUUCGCACGUGAACUAGUAUUAAAAACUUAUAUGUAUCUCCAAUUACAUAUUUAUUGAAAGGGCUUAUAUGGAGUAGUUAAUUAUAAACGCUGAGCUUCAUUCUUAUUAAUCACCUAUUGCAUCACUUUUAGUGAGGAAUAUCACGAUUACCAGUGUAUAGUGACUGAACUCUGUGCUUUACUGCAUUACCAUUCCUGACAGAAAACAUUUUCAGAUCUGUCUUUUCAUGAUAUAAAAGAUGGCAACAGUCUUUUAAGGGAAUGUAUGCUGAAGGCAGUAUGUGUAUAUAUUAAUUACUCCUUUCUUAAAACCAAAUCUUUGGAUUGUCUAUAGAAAUUUCAGAUUAGAGGUAAGGAGUCGAUCGUUCAGCGGAGCAGGAUCAUUUUGUGUAAUGUAUCAGAUGUAAGAGUGAUCUCUUCAGAGCCAUCUGAAGAGCUCCUAAUCCGCGCAUCGUCCCCACGCUGGCACGGCCGGGGCGGAGAGCGCAGCUGGCAUACCCCCUGCGAAGCCGCUCCUUAGCUGUGCUUGACCUCCCCAGGGCCUCGGCAGUGAGGUAGAGCUGUAUCGUGCUGUCACACGACGCGCAAGAGCCAGCCCCAUCCAGACCAGUCCCAAGACGAAGAUGCAGAAAUGAGCUGCAGGCACUUUUCUACACAAAAGGUUGGGGCUCUGUGCCCAUUUCUGUCCAAAGAAGAUUUGUGACUAUUUCAUAAGUAGGUUUGCACUAAAACAUGCUUUGUACUAUAAUUCUGCCCAGUAUUGUGAUCUGCAACUAGUUCAUUCCAGAAAUAAUAAUAUCCUCAGGCACUUAAUGGGUAGGGGUUAUUUCUUAAAGAGCCUGAGGCUCUGGCAGCAGACUUGAAGUCAGCAUCGUUUACAAUUAUUUGGAAAUCUGCAGGCUACUCGAGAGGUGGGCCCUUCGUGCUGCUCCCAGACCACACCAUCGUAGAGCUCCUGCCCCCAGGCAGCUUCAGCUCCUGACUCCCCUCAGGUUUCUCUCAGCAGCCUGUUGUACUCCCAGGCCAAUAUAUAUAUUUUUUUUCCUUUAAAUCUUGCUGGUGCCAUAGCCCAGCUUAUUCCUCUGUUCACCGAGGGAUCUGGAGUGAAAGCAGGCCAGCCUGAAAGGUGCUCAGCCCAUGAGGUCUCUGGCUUUCCAGUGCCACACAGGCACCAAACCCAGCUUUUUAGGCCAGAGGCAGGAUUCCAGGGAGACACUGUUACCCAGCCACAUUCCUCAUUUGCAAUAGCACCAGCAGCAGAGGAAGGAAUAGGUGUUAAAGUACCAGAAUUAAAUGAGUUUCAUGAAGACAGAAAGGCGUGGCAGAGACCCAUUUUGCUGUGAAGGAUGCUAUGAAUUUGGCUUGCUCUGCACUGCAGGUGGGAAAGGGGGGAAGGAAGAGGGAGAGAUGUUGUUGACGACAUAACAUGUAAAUUGUUACCCAGGUGUUUUGAACCCAGUUCCAGAGUCAGAUGCAAUCUGACAAUAGACUUAAGUCGAUACGUAUAGACAGAUAUUAGAUUCUGAUAUUUGUUCUGCUCAGCAGUUCCCAGGGUGGGAGCGAGCCUUCUGUGUAAGACGCAAAAAAAGAGUCAGUCUGGUCCGACAUCACCGCUUUCUUGUGCAAUGUAUAUCUGUAAAGCGCUGCCAUAGCAACCUCUGUGUACCAGACAGCUAUUUGAGUACAAGCUAUGCAUUCACCUCUGCAACCGACGUACCGCUUUAAGGGGUCUGUAAUGUAGCUGGUCUGUGACCUGGCAGGAGGGUGCCUGUUUCCCAGCAGCAGUUGAGAAGCAAACACUCACAGACGCAUUUACUUCUGCAUGCAUAGCUUGUAAACAGCCACCAGCACAUCACAUUUGUUACCAUCAGGCAAAUUUCAUCUCGGCAGUAAUCACUCUUGCCACAGCAGUCACCUUCCUAGGAGAGGUGCAAACGUGCACGAGUACUUUCAGUGCAUCAACCAGUCAGAUGUUGCCAGGGUGGUCCCGAAUUUGUCAUGUGCAUUAACGAGUGUUACUGGCAUUGGAAUUGCAGUCCUGAGAGCUUCUGCUCCAGGUGUGGCAAGGAAGAUGGACACAAGUAAGUGCCAUCGGUAUCAAUAGGAAUUCCACGGGUACGGUACCCUCUACCAGCACAGCACAUCACAGCCCCUACAUCAGUGGCAGACCAGGUACUUUGUAUGCAUACUGGACUCAAUCCCGAGAUUUGCUGCAUACUUCCCAGAGGGUACGAAGCACCUCUUGGCUGGAGGUGUGCUAUAUUGGUCUGAAAUGCUCUGCACAGUGCAGGAAAGAGGGCGGUUGUUGCAGACUUGCAAGUAUUUCGGGGGUAGAUCCUCUAGCUACAUUUGUUAUUAGUGCUCACCAAAACAGAAGCCUUCCCUGGCUUACAUGCAACCUCUGUUCUUCAGCAUGGAUUUUGUUCAUACUUCCAGGUACAGAAAAACAAAGACAACUGCUUCAGACAAGCCUGCGCCUUCUAGUAGUUAUUCAGAUUGCAACAUUGAGAAAUCUAAUAGACCUACUUCCCUGAGCUCAGUAAGUAAUAUUUCUUUGUAUAGCAGGGAGCACGGCAUGCUUAACGCUCAGGGUUUGAGUCUAAGAACAGAUUUACAUCCCGUCCGUCACAUGACUGUCACAGACUAUCAUAAGUAAUGGAAGUUUGGGGAACAGUAAGUGAAAUACCGGUUCUGUGAGUUUUAGCCCUGACUUGAGUCCAACAGAGUUUUCUCAUUGGUUUAGAAAUAGGAAGAUAAAAAAAGGUAUCGUUGCCUAAAGGAUCCAGGUAUACCCAGGUUCUUGUUCCACCACAAGGUUAUUUUCCUGUGUGUUGGCAGGGUGCAUACAAAAGAAUAAUAAUUCGCUCCUAUUUUUCUGUUGCACAGACUACAGGAGUAGUAUUUACCGUUCCCUUUGAUGUGCAAUGUUUGUAUAUCAUAACAAAAAUGUCUUUGCCUCCAGGAUAAGAGAAGGAGAAGCUCAGAAGGCCAGGGGACAACCCCGCUCCCUGCCUUACCCUGUGUAAACUGUCAUCAGCUCCCCUGGCAUUGUUGGUAUCUGUGAGCAUUUCCUCCAGCUGAGGGUCUGCCCACCGCUGUACUCACUCCGUACAGGGAGUACAAGGGAGCUGCCGUAUUCCUGCGCUGCACAAGUACCCCAGUCCGUUUCUAUUGGUAACAGUUCAUGCUACUGAUUAUCACAAUGCUUCAGAAGUGCUAAUUAUCUUUUCUUGGUAAUGACUAAUAAAUCCAAAUGGAGAACAGUCCUGGAGGGUGUUUACUUUAAAAUUCACAGGCUGGGAACAAAAGUAGGCACAGCACUGACUGCUGCAGUUUGAAUUACAGUUAUUUCAUCAAAAAAAACAUUCCAUUUUUGGAGAGUUUUGGUGAAGACAGAGUUUGGCUAGUUUGUAUUUCAUUUUAAUGACAGCAGAGUGGGAAACUCCUUUUUAGUGAAAAGACAUCACUGCCAUGAUCUUUCUUCAGCCAAACCAACAGAGGUUUGGUAGUUGCAAUUCAGCCUAGCAGAGAAAGGCUUCCCAGAGCAACCGUGCUGCACCAAUAAUUGCCUCUGACGGAAUUGUAUUACAGGGAUAUUUGACAAUUAUGCCACAAGCGUGUGUAGCUGAGACGUCUCUCCCGCCCCCCAGCAUGUCCCAUAUUUGCCUAAGGAAAGCUGCUUUAUGCCCAAAGGGACAACUGCAGCACCCCUCUGGGUGCCCAUCAACACUGCCCUGGCGCCUGCUCCCACCUGCGAGGUGGCGGCUGCCACCAGCUGAACGGUCCUGCUCGCCAGCACCCCUCGCUCGUGCAGGUUUAACCAGCCCUCUGACUGUUCCCUAAGCCUGGCUCCCGGGGAUGGGUCUCCCUACUGUUACGUUGUUGUUGUUCAAUGCUGCAGGAUAUCAGUGCGUGGUCAGAUGAAGAGUUGUUUUCUUAGAAAUCAGAAACUGAAACCUCCAUCAGCUCACUGAUAUUGGCAGGAGGGGAGGUAACCCCUGAUCCAGCAGCUGCCGAGGUGGUUCCUCUGACUUUGCCUGUGAUAAACUGGCUCGUGCCUUCAGCUCCAACAAACCAAGGCAGGUUUCCAGGUAACUGGAUGCUGAAGGCUCCAGCUCGUUUCCCCACAGAAAGGCAAGCUGGUCUGUAGCUGAAACCACCGUUAGGGAUGUGAGACCACACCACUGCAGAGCAGCCCAUGACGGUACAAGUAAGAACCUCCCUGAGCCAGUGCAGAGAGAGGUGCCCAGCUUUCGCACAUACGAGCGUUUCCUACCUGCCACUCGGAUACUGGUAACGCGGUUGUCGGAAUCAAUCUUCCUUGUAGUUUAACCUUUUUGUCAUUGUAAGGUGUUUGCACCAGCUGAAUAAAAUUGACCCUGUGGAAAAC